Myxocyprinus asiaticus (Chinese sucker) is the source of this 2289-nucleotide messenger RNA. Its product is annotated as adipocyte plasma membrane-associated protein-like. Gene Ontology annotation, molecular function: strictosidine synthase activity. Bases 153 to 1298 code for a protein of 381 amino acids. The record is from RefSeq and is a predicted model, not a curated record. Gene Ontology annotation, biological process: biosynthetic process. The transcript has 9 exons. NCBI's taxonomy places the organism in Eukaryota, Metazoa, Chordata, Actinopteri, Cypriniformes, Catostomidae.
CUCUGAAUGAACCCGUCUUAAAUGUACUCUUAGCGAUGAGCUCAUCGCUAAAUCACCGCAACACUCUUCGCAGAGUCCAGCGUCUUCAUUCGUGGCGUCAGUGAACACGCGCUGAACUUUUACAACGAUCAAAAACACUUCUGGACACAAAUAUGGUGGAGAUCAGUUCCAUAAAGGUUGUAAUGCUGGCAGUUGCAGUCGGUGUGUAUCUCAUUCCCUCACCCAUUGACCCUGAGCCGUACAUAUUUGAGGGACCCCCGCCUGCACUGGAGGGCCCUCUGGCAGUAAACACACGGCUACAGAGAGGUCGACAGCUGUUCUCUGGUCAGCUUAAAGGCCCGGAGUCCUUCACUGCAGACCAGAAUGGAAACAUCUAUACAGGCACGGUCGAUGGGAAACUCUGGAGAAUCAACAAGGAAUCUCUCACUUUCAUCACUCAAAUGGGGCGGAACAUUCCUGAAUGUGGCACAAGCAUGGACUAUGAGCCGGAGUGCGGUCGUCCACACGGCCUGCGAUUGGACCGUGACGGGCAGCUUAUCGUGGCUGACUCUUACCUGGGUCUGUUUAAGGUUGACCCUUGGACUGGAGAAAAGAUAUUGCUUCGUUCCAGCAAAGAGGGAGCUAACGGGAUUCCCUUUGAAUUUCUGAAUGGCCUGGAGAUUUCAAAAAAUGGAACUGUGUUUUUCACAGACUCCAGCAGUAAAUGGGGGAGACGUCAUGUCCGAUAUGAGGUGUUGGAGACAAACCACCUCGGUCGCCUUCUAUCAUAUAACCCUGAGACCGGUCACAUUCAGACGUUGCUGGACUCUCUCUACAUGCCUAACGGCUUUGCCUUCUCACCUGAUGAGGACUUCCUGCUUCUAGCCGAGACCAGUAUCGGACGGAUUAUUAGGUUCUGGUUGAAAGGACCUAAAACGGGUUCAAAGGAGAUUGUCCAGAGCAACAUGAUUGGUUACCCUGAUAAUAUUCGUGUCAGUGACCGUGGCACAUUUUUGGUGGGUAUAACCACCAUUAGAUUCAGUGGCCAACUUUUCCCACCAUUCCUGGAUCUGAUUGGUCCAUACCCCGCUCUCAAACGCUUCAUAGUGAAGCUCAUUCCUCUCAGCUGGUACAAUGUUCUGUUGCCCAAGUACGGGUUGAUCCUGGAGCUGGGGCCUGAUGGAGAGGUGAUUGAUAGCCUACACGACCCUACAGGCAGCCUGACCUGGGCUAUCAGUGAUGUCUUCCAGCAGGGGGAGCACUUUUAUCUGGGCAGCACUGAUCUGCCAUUUCUUCCUGUGUUAGAUGAGUGGAGUUGAAGAGCCUGGGGCUCCUACAGGUGGACCCAGAAAAGUGUAAUGCACAGUAACCUUUCCUAGAAUAAGUUAAAUGAUUUGCAUUUUAAAAAUGCACUGCAGUCUACUGAGAGUACGUGAUUGUGCUCUGUGUUGCUACAUUCAUGUAACUGUGAAAUAUUUGAUUCAGGUUUAGUGAAGCCAUUUUAGUUUGUCUAACACAAUGUUGUGUCUGAACUAGUAGUUAGUUUGUUUGGUUUUCAAUUUUGUUUUAGAAUGUUUUUCUUUUUUGCAAGAUCAAGUGAUGGCACUGGACAUGCCCUAGCAAUGGUAGAUCUGAUCAUUUUGUAGCAUAUUUGGAACACAGGGUUUUCUAAACUUAAUGUAAUGCAAGGAACAGAAGGAUCAUGUUUAGUUUGCACGGUCAACUUUCAAAUACCUUUUACUUUAUGCAUGUAUUGCAAUUGUAUUGUCGACAGAAAUUAUUUCAGAAUGCUUUUAUCAAACAACCAAAAAACGACAGAAGUCAACACCUAUCAUAACAAAGAGACCAUCACAUUUAAUGAAAGAUUGAUGUGCAAAACAUAAUAAAACAAGUCAGACAUGUACAUCACAGACUGGAAAGUGCUUCACUGAAUAGACUUCUUGAAAUAUUGCGAUAAAGCAGUCAUCUUUUCAUGUUUUGAACAGUAAGUCUGUGCCGGAAAAGACACCAAAUGCAGUGCUUAUGCCUGUCAACAGUCUUUCAAGUCUAGUUUGGGUGAUUUAAGGUAUUGCCAGUUCCAGAAUCAGAUAAUUGUUGAAGGUCCAAAUGUAAAACUACCUCAUGGUAGAAGGUUUGGCUUGUUGUAAGCAUGCAUCUUUGUAGAGUGUCUGUGUAAAAUUUGAGCAAAAGCAACCCACCUCAGGAUUUCCCUUAAGAACAAUUUUACUGUUUUCACACCUUUGGCUCAUUCACAACAGACAUCUCUUAUCAAACACGCAAAACUCAGACAAAAAAAAAAAAAAAAGACAA